Molecule: messenger RNA, 420 nt
Organism: Fragaria vesca subsp. vesca
Lineage: Eukaryota; Viridiplantae; Streptophyta; Magnoliopsida; Rosales; Rosaceae
Source: the annotation of a RefSeq genome assembly
AUGGAGAAAAAGAACAGAAAGCCGAACCAAUAUACAGAAGUAGCCGCUUCAAGCCAACAUAUAUGUAUUUCUGCUCACAAAGCGAGAAGAGUAAUUGAUCAAAUUCGUGGGCGUUCCUAUGAAGAAACACUUAUGAUCCUAGAACUCAUGCCUUAUCGAGCAUGUUAUGACAUUUUAAAAUUGGUUUAUUCGGCAGCAGCAAACGCUAAUCACAAUAAAGGUUUGAAUGAAACAAGUUUAAUCAUUAGUAAAGCUGAAGUCAACGAGGGCACGACCGUGAAAAAAUUAAAACCCCGAGCUCGAGGGCGGGGUUAUCCGAUAAGAAGAUCGACCUGUCAUAUAACUAUUGUGUUGAAAGAUAUAUCUGUAGAUGAACAACUAGAAAGAGAUAAAAGGAAAAAGCAACUGAGGAAUAUUUAA